Molecule: messenger RNA, 1604 nt
Organism: Halichondria panicea
Lineage: Eukaryota; Metazoa; Porifera; Demospongiae; Suberitida; Halichondriidae
Exons: 5
Coding region: 160-1422 (420 amino acids)
Molecular function (GO): protein binding
Source: RefSeq, a predicted model, not a curated record
GUUGUCUAGUCAGCAUCACAUUAACCUUCUGACUGUCAAUAGAGAUGACACUAAUAGAGAUAAUAAAGCUCAUUAGAGUUCUUCUGAUUUGCUUUCUGGCUGGCUUCAGCACUGGUAAGACUGACUAUUCAAUUAUUGAUUUCCUUGCAUUGACACUGCAUGUUUCAUAAAGCCCAAUAUUCAGUGAGUGUGGAGAGACCAUGUCCAAUGGAAACAGUCACUUUUACCUGCACUGCUAUUGGAGAUUCCUUGAUAUGGGACCUGCCUGGAAAUCGUAUCACUGUCCUCACCACCUCUGAUCCACUAGUAAUGCAGUCAGGCUACACUGUGACACUGAUUGCAUUUGAUAACGAUACAUUAACUUCUACUCUAUCAAGAACAGCAGAGAAUGGGAUCACUGUGUCAUGCUUGGAGAUUGUGUCUACUCUAACCACUAUAGGAUCUUCAACAAUCCGUUUGGUUGAUCCACCAGGACCACCUUCUGCUGUAAGACAUUUUAUUUUGAGCAGCUCAGCCAAUAAAGUCAGUGUAUCUGUACAGUGGAACCCUACUACUGAGACUGGUGGUAGAGAUGACCCCACUUACACAGUGACCAUCUCACCUCCGGCCCAGCUCUCUGCUACUGUCUUCACAUCCAUCUCUGUCACUGUGACUGCUCAAUACAAUGUGGACUACACUGUCAGUGUUGUGGCUACCAAUUGUGCUGGGAACAGUACAACUGCUGAGUACAACUUUAGGAUUGGUAACUGUCCUGUGUUGACCAACCCUAUUAAUGGAGCCUUUGGACCAGUCUCCAACAGAUUAUCAGGAUCCACAGUAACCAUCCAGUGUGACGCUGGAUAUGUGUCUGCUGUUACGAUGGUGACAUGUGAGGGUACACUAAUGUGGAGUCCAGACCCUGAGGCUAUUGAGUGUACAUUACUAACCACAUCUACUCCCACAACUCCUCCUCCAAUAAACUGCACAGCUUCACUAUCCUCACCAAGGAAUGGCAUUAUCAGUGAUCAUUCAGUACCAGCUAUUCCCGGCACACAAGUUACCCUCCAUUGUGACGAUGAACUGUUCCCUGAGGGAAUAAUGACUGCUACCUGUCUAGCUACAGGAAAGUGGGACGAGGAGAUCGUCUGCAGAGCUGCUCCUUGUAAUUGUGCCAGCCUAUCUGAUGGGAGUCGAUUUGAUUCAGCUGUCUCCAUCAGCGUGGUUGUCACGACAGUUGCGUUCACAAUUAUUGGAUUGUUGAUAGGACUCUUGAUCAUGUAUUUGCUCAUGCGUAAGAAGGCAGUGUACUCCCCGGCAGCUAAAGGACAAGCUAAUUAUAAUGUAGGACCCACUGUACCAGCUGGUCCUGUUUAUGAGGAGGUGUCACCUAAAGAGGAGAUUGAACUGAAUACUAACCAGGCGUAUGGACCAGUAGGACUGUGAAACUUCUGUUAAUGUGCAUGCUCGUGAACAAUUUUAACAACUGUAAACAGCAACAUCUGUUCAUUAAAAGCCAUUACAUCUUUUGUACUAAAAAAGAAGCUAUAUUGAACGAGUGGUGUAAGCUGCGCUGUGCUAAUGCCUCUCGCCAUGUUUAGCUUCGCUCAAAAACUAGAGUGUUAUAU